Messenger RNA from Choloepus didactylus (southern two-toed sloth), 1479 nucleotides. It is a transcript of the gene NFU1, whose product is annotated as NFU1 iron-sulfur cluster scaffold. Gene Ontology annotation, biological process: iron-sulfur cluster assembly. The record is from RefSeq and is a predicted model, not a curated record. Bases 564 to 905 code for a protein of 113 amino acids. NCBI's taxonomy places the organism in Eukaryota, Metazoa, Chordata, Mammalia, Pilosa, Megalonychidae. The transcript is spliced from 9 exons. Gene Ontology annotation, cellular component: mitochondrion. Gene Ontology annotation, molecular function: iron ion binding; iron-sulfur cluster binding.
GUCAUGUAAAGAUGAAUCCACACACCAUUAAGAAACAGUCUUUGCAUCAAUUUGUACAAAGAUCACUUUUCCUUCUACCUGCAACUUUAUAUAACACAGUGGAGAUGAUUUAUGAUUUUGAUAGUCAUUGAAGACUCUUGAAUUAUGAUGUACCUUCCUACUUAAGUGGAAGAAAUUGCUGGAAUCUGUUGAUGAGAUACAUGUUCAUCCAAACACAAGAUACCCCAAAUCCCAACAGUUUAAAGUUUAUUCCAGGAAAACCAGUUCUUGAGACAAGGACCAUGGAUUUUCCCACACCAGCUGCAGCAUUUUGUUCCCCUCUGGCUAGAUAUUGCCUUUUUUACAAAUUGAAGGUUGUGGCAAUCCUGCACCAAGCAAGUUUAUUGGUGCCAUUUUCCCAACAUGUGCUCACUUCAUGUCUUUGUGUCACAUUUUAAUUAAGACAGUUAUUCAGGAUUGAAGGAGUAAAAAGUGUCUUCUUUGGACCAGAUUUUAUCACUGUUACAAAGGAAAAUGAAGAGUUAGACUGGAAUUUAAUCAAACCAGAUAUUUAUGCAACAAUCAUGGACUUCUUUGCAUCUGGUUUACCCCUGGUUACGGAGGAAACAUCUUCAGGAGAAGCAGCAUCUGAAGAAGAUGAUGAAGUUGUGGCAAUGAUUAAGGAAUUGUUAGAUAGUAGAAUACGGCCGACUGUGCAGGAAGAUGGAGGAGAUGUAAUCUAUAAAGGCUUUGAAGAUGGCAUUGUACAGCUGAAACUCCAAGGGUCUUGUACCAGCUGCCCCAGUUCAAUCAUUACUCUGAAAAAUGGAAUUCAGAACAUGCUGCAGUUUUAUAUUCCAGAAGUAGAAGGUGUAGAACAGGUUAUGGAUGAUGAAUCAGAAGAAAAGGAAGCAAACUCACCUUAAAAUAAUCUGGGUUUUAUUUGGGCAUAACAGUCAGAUAUGUUGAUAAUAUAUACCAAACUUCUAUUAUUGGUCUGCUAAAGAAGUUGAGGAUCAAUAAAAUAUGCCACUUACUUCAGAGAAUGACAUAUAAAUACUGCAUGUUUACUUUACCUCAUAUGAGUUAUUUAUAACAUCCUGAAUCAUCUUCUGGACAUGUGGAUUUUAUCCAGGGAUAUUUUUAUUUUUGCUCUUCAUUUCUCAUGGCUCUUUCUUUGCAUAAUGUGUGAAGCAGUUUAAAAUACAUUUUCUCCAUCUAAUUUAUUACUUUAUAUAUAUAGAAGUAAAAAGGGAGAAUGCUUUUUAAAAUAUUCUAAAAUGGCUUAGCUUUUUGUGGGAUAUUUGAAACUGCUUUUACUGAAUUUUUUAGCUAGUUAAGGAAAACAAAGCUAAACAACAGAAUUCUAGUUUAAACAUGUAGCCCUCAAGGUAGUAGCUUUUAACUUCUCACUAAAAGACAAAAAAAAGUCCAAAAAAAAAAAAAAAAUCACAAUGCUAAAAACUGGUAAAGAACCAAGUUCCAGAACCUGGAUGAAAU